AUGGUACAGGAGUUGUCUAUUGUUAGCGUGAAUCUGGCGACGGUGCCCAUGGAGAGUUUCUUCUAUGGCAUCAUCACCGUCCUCUUCGUUGCCUCGACAUAUCUCUUGCUGCAAAGAGAUCGAGAGCAGAGAAACACAAGCGUCUCGAGCAAGCCGAUAUGGAGAACGCCAAUGUUUAUAGCGACCGUUUUCAUGUACCUUAUGCUCACAGGGCACUGGAUACUGACAAUCAUUCGCUUAUUUGAGGCUUUCAUCGAUUUCCAGGGGGGCACUGAGCCAAUAAUCGCGUAUGCAGACCUGUCCAGGCUGACAGAAGUCGUUAAGACUGCUUUCCUGGUCGCAAUCGUGCUGACAUCCGACGCGAUGAUUAUCUACCGCUUGUGGGUCGUCUGGAGCUAUAACCACUGGGUUGUCAUCUUCCCGGUCCUCUCCUGGUGCGGAUUGGUCGCUUGCGGGACGGGUGUAUGCUGGCAAUUUGCGGUGUACACUCUGGGUGAUGACGUCUUCAAGUCAUCUGCCGGUCGGUGGAUCACCAGUGAUUGCGUCUUCUCAUUCUCUACCAACGUCUAUUGCUCAGUCUUGAUUGCGUACCGUGUGUGGCGUACCCGGAUAAGCAGCAAGUCCUACGGUGGAGCGAGCGUCAUGGGCGCCCUCGCAAUCAUCAUUGAGAGUGCUGCCCUUGCAUCGUCCUGGAACCUGAUCUUCUUCAUCACCUACCAGGUCAAGAGCAACAUCCAGUUCACGACGUGCGACCUUUGGGCGUCCUUCUGCGGCGUCUCCUUCAUGCUUAUCAACCUGCGUGUCUCGCUCGGCUGGGCGCAGAAGGCGGGGGGACAGCACACGUCCACGAUUCCCCGGCCGACGCAGCAGCGCUCGAUGGCCGGGGACUCGGGCUACGCAAUGCGCCCGCUCGCCGUGAACAUUACGCGCGUCGUCAAUCAGGAGGAUGACUAUGGGAUUAAAAAGCAGGAGCUCUCGAGUGAGGGCAGUGUCUUGCCCGUCUGAGUGCGCUUCUGUUUUGACC
Messenger RNA from Postia placenta MAD-698-R-SB12, 1024 nucleotides. RefSeq lists its product as hypothetical. The transcript has 7 exons. The coding region runs from base 1 to 1005 and encodes 334 amino acids. Lineage: Eukaryota; Fungi; Basidiomycota; Agaricomycetes; Polyporales; Adustoporiaceae. The record is from RefSeq and is a predicted model, not a curated record.